Manihot esculenta (cassava) is the source of this 2638-nucleotide messenger RNA. Its product is annotated as probable cadmium/zinc-transporting ATPase HMA1, chloroplastic. Gene Ontology annotation, molecular function: ATPase-coupled monoatomic cation transmembrane transporter activity; ATP binding; ATP hydrolysis activity. Bases 128 to 2599 code for a protein of 823 amino acids. Gene Ontology annotation, cellular component: membrane. Gene Ontology annotation, biological process: monoatomic cation transport. The transcript has 13 exons. The record is from RefSeq and is a predicted model, not a curated record. NCBI's taxonomy places the organism in Eukaryota, Viridiplantae, Streptophyta, Magnoliopsida, Malpighiales, Euphorbiaceae.
UUGUGGAUGUUAUUACUACCCUCUUUCAGCUCUUCGCUUUUGACUCUUCUGAAUCCUUUUGUUCUCUUCACCGGAGCCACUGAUUAUGAUGUCCUGAAAAUUCCUCACUCCUAUUCAAUCCAUCACCAUGGAAAACGCCACCCUCCACCGCGCAAUCGGCGUCACCGACUUCCCCUUACUCACUCACUUCAAAGGACCAUGGCCACUCUAUUCACUCAAUCCUAUUUUUCAUCCGACUUCUCUUCCUUCACAUUUCCUGUUCUCUCCUCUCAAAUUCCCUAAUCUCCAGAACCAGCCUGUUCGUUGUGUCGGUGAGGUCAAUCAUCACCAAGAUCGUGAUCAUCACCACCACGACCAUCGGCAUCACCAUCACCACCAUCACUACCCUCACCAUCGUCAUGGAGAGGGUAAGGAGCUCAGUAUGCCUCAGAAGGCUUUUAUUAGGUUUGCAAAAGCUGUGGGGUGGAUGGACCUGGCUAACUUGUUGAGGGAGCACUUGCAGCUCUGUUGCUGCUCCGCGGCCUUGUUUGUUGCAGCUGCUGCUUGUCCUUAUGUGAUGCCCAAGCCAAUAGUCAAGCCUCUUCAAAAUGCUUUCAUGAUUAUCGCCUUCCCUCUUGUUGGGGUUUCAGCAUCCCUUGAUGCUCUUACUGAUAUUAUUGGGGGGAAAGUAAAUAUUCACGUGUUGAUGGCUCUUGCAGCCUUCGCAUCAUUGUUUAUGGGCAAUACCUUGGAAGGAGGAUUACUUCUUGCAAUGUUCAAUCUGGCUCAUAUUGCUGAAGAGAUUUUCACCAGCCGCUCCAUGGUGGAUGUUAAGGAGUUGAAGGAAAAUCAUCCAGAUUACGCUCUCGUGUUAGAUGUGAAUGAUGACAAACUACCGGAUCUCUGUGAUUUGUCAUACAAAAGUGUCCCUGUGCAUGAUGUAAAAGUGGGCUCAUUUAUUUUGGUUGGAGCUGGUGAGGUGGUGCCUGUAGAUUGUGAAGUUUUUCAAGGUAGUGCAACAAUUACUAUUGAGCAUUUGACUGGAGAAAUUAAACCAAUAGAGGCAAAAGUUGGAGACAGGAUUCCUGGUGGUGCAAGGAAUUUGGACGGUAGAAUGAUUGUAAAGGCCACAAAGAUGUGGAAAGAGUCAACACUGAACAGGAUAGUACAAUUGACUGAAGAAGCACAACUAAAUAAACCAAAGCUUCAAAGAUGGCUGGAUGAAUUUGGUGAGCAUUAUAGCAAAGUGGUUGUAGGGUUGUCCAUUGCUGUUGCUCUGCUUGGGCCACUUCUUUUCAAGUGGCCAUUCUUUAGCACAUCAGUCUGCAGAGGAUCAGUGUACAGAGCACUAGGGCUGAUGGUGGCAGCAUCACCAUGUGCCUUGGCUGUAGCUCCAUUGGCGUAUGCCACUGCUAUUAGUUCCUGUGCUAGAAAGGGAAUAUUGCUUAAAGGAGGCCAAGUUUUAGAUGCUCUAGCUUCCUGCCACACAGUGGCGUUUGACAAAACUGGGACAUUGACAACCGGAGGGCUUAUGUUUAAAGCAAUUGAACCAAUUUAUGGACAUGUGGUAAGAAACGAGGAUAUGAAUUUCACUUCCUGUUGCACUCCCAGCUGUGAGAAAGAAGCUCUUGCUGUAGCAGCUGCUAUGGAAAAGGGUACUACUCACCCUAUUGGAAGAGCUGUUGUAGAUCACAGUGUAGGCAAAGACCUACCUUCCGUUUCUGUAGAAAGUUUUGAAUACUUUCCUGGUAGAGGUCUUACAGCAACUCUUAGUAACAUGGAGACAGGAGCUGGUAGAGUUAAGUUGUUGAAGGCAUCUCUUGGUUCUGUAGAGUUUAUCGCUUCACUAUGUAAAUCUGAACAUGAAUCAAGAAAGAUCAAGGAAGCUGUUAAGGCAUCUUCUUUUGGAAAUGACUUUGUUCAUGCUGCCCUUUCUGUAGAUGAAAAGGUAACGUUGAUUCAUCUUGAAGAUAAACCUCGAGCUGGGGUUUCAGAUGUCAUAGCAGAAUUACAGGAUAAAGCGAGGCUCCGUGUUAUGAUGCUCACUGGUGAUCAUGAAUCGAGUGCUCGAAGAGUUGCAAAAGCUGUGGGCAUCACUGAAGUUCAUUACAGCCUGAAGCCUGAGAACAAGCUCAAUCAUGUAAAGAGCAUCUCAAGGGAUAUGGGGGGAGGUCUGAUUAUGGUUGGGGAAGGUAUCAAUGAUGCACCAGCACUUGCUGCUGCAACUGUAGGUAUUGUUCUUGCUCAACGUGCAAGUGCAACUGCCAUAGCAGUAGCAGAUGUCCUAUUGUUGCGGGACAAUAUAUCUGGUGUUCCAUUCUGUGUUGCGAAGUCUCGCCAAACAACUUCCCUGGUCAAGCAAAAUGUGGCUCUUGCUUUAACUUGUAUAGCUCUGGCCUCUCUUCCAUCUGUUUUGGGAUUUCUUCCCCUGUGGUUGACGGUUCUAUUACAUGAAGGUGGUACUCUUCUCGUUUGCCUGAAUUCUAUACGUGCUCUGAAUGAACCCAAAUGGUCCUGGGGGGACGACGUGUGGCAUUGGGUAAAAGAAUUCAAAUCUAGACGGACACCAUUGAAGUCAGACAACACAAGCUCAAGCAAAAUGCAGGCUGCACCUUUGUAAGCCUCGCUCUUGUAUUUUCUUGGUAGUUUUCCUUCUCAG